AUGGAGAAUCCUAUGGAGGUUGAUCGGGAUUAUGAGGGCGAUGAUUUUGACUACGCCAGUGACACUACUUCAUUGAAGUCUAGUGCUCUGUCGUACGUUUAUGAGAACGGGAGACGGUAUCAUGGAUGGCGCCAAGUCCUUCACCUUCCCCCAGUUAUGACUAGAGGGAUGUAGAAAUUGACUUGUUCCUGUGAUGAAGGGUCGAUAUGCUGUACCAAACGACGAAGACGAACAAAACCGGAUGGACCUCCAACAUCACAUCUGUCUAUUAGCCCUGGGUGGCAAGCUUCAUGCGGCGCCAAUCGAUGAUCCGAAGAGAAUUUUAGAUCUCGGAACGGGAACAGGGAUUUGGGCGAUAGAUGCCGCGGAGUACAACCCCGUUCCCCAUCUUUUCCCAUGACGCAAGCAAUAAAUUUAACAUAUCAUACCGGUAUCGCAGCACCUACCCACAAGCGCGCGUUAUCGGUACGGACUUGUCACCAAUUCAACCCUCACUCGUACCACCGAAUCUCUAUUUCGAAGUCGACGAUAUCGAAGAAACAUGGGAAUUUGCCGGUAACACAUUCUCCUAUAUUCACAUCCGCCAACUUACCGGCUUCAUAAAGGACUGGCCCCGCUUAUACGCACAGGCGCUUCGCUGCUUGAGGCCUGGGGGAUACCUGGAGAUACAGGACAUUAUUGAACCCUUUUCCUGCGAUGAUGGAUCACUGCCCGAGGACCAUCAUCUGAAAAAGUGGCUGGAGUAUUGGAUUCAAGCGGCGAGAGUGGGCGGCUAUCCGAUGCCCGGGGCGAGUCAUGAGGAAGCCAUGGGAGUAGCAGGGUUCGAGGCGGUGGACAGCCAGCGUGUGAAAUUACCUUGUGGCCCCUGGCCAAAGGACCCGGUGGCGAAAGAGCUAGGAAUAUACUAUCGCCAACAUGUUAUUGAUGGCGGGGAGAGCAUCACGAUAGGAAUGUUCACGAGAUACCUGGGAUGGACAAAGGAGCAGGUAUACGACUUUUUGAACGAGGGAUUACGCCACGUGCAGAAUCCAAAGUACCACACGUACGCAUCAUACUACUGUGUCUGGGCGAGGAAACCGUUGGUUGGCAGCGACACGGCGUCCGCGAUAUCUGAUGGUGUGGGGUCGAUAAGACGACAGCCUCGGGCUCUGAGGCGCAACGACGAUGAGGAUGAGGACCCAGGCGAUGAUGAUGAAGAUCUGAGUGAUGAUGAUGAUGAUGAUUAUGAUGGUGGUGGUGGUGGUGGUGAUGAUAAUGAUGGUCACGGCAGUUAUGAUGGCGAACGUGGUGACACGCCUUUUUAA
Molecule: messenger RNA, 1304 nt
Organism: Tuber aestivum (summer truffle)
Lineage: Eukaryota; Fungi; Ascomycota; Pezizomycetes; Pezizales; Tuberaceae
Source: the annotation of a GenBank genome assembly